UCGAGAUAUUUUUAAUAAGGUGUGUAGUCCACGUGUAAUUGAGAUAUUCGAAAUAUAUUUUAUUAUAUAUAAUAUACAUAAUAUUAAAUGACAUCACUUGAGAAGAAUGUUAAAAGUUUUGUUGAAAGAGAUGUGUUAUUUACAUCUAUAUUUGCAGGAGCCAGUGCGGGUAUUUGCGUGGAUACUGCUUUGUUUCCAUUAGAUACUGUAAAAACUAGGUUACAAAGCCAAUAUGGAUUUUUACAAUCAGGUGGAUUUAAAGGACUUUAUCGUGGUUUAUAUCCAGUAUUGAUCGGUUCUACGCCAACCGCUGCAUUAUUUUUUGUUACUUACGAAAGUAUAAAAGUACAUACCCAACCUUUGGUAUCCAAAAGGUAUCAUUCUUUAAUACAUAUGGGAGCAGCAUCGCUAUCAGAAAUGGUAGCAUGUAUAGUACGAGUACCUGUAGAAGUUAUGAAACAAAGAAAACAAGCUUCGUUAUUAGAUAAGGACAAUUUCAGUAUAAAGUUGUUAUAUCGUGGUUACUGGAGUACCGUAUUAAGAGAUAUGCCAUUUAGUUUAAUACAAUUUCCCCUGUGGGAAUAUUUUAAGAAUAUUUGGUCUCUUUACGUCGAAAGAGACAUAUAUCCUAUGGAAAGCGCAACGUGUGGGUCAUUGGCAGGAGCUCUUUCAGCCGCCAUAACUACUCCAUUGGAUGUUGCAAAAACAAGAAUAAUGUUAGCUAGUAAAACGGUACAAAAUUCCGAGCUCAAAUUGUUUACAACAUUACGUUCAAUAUACAUUGACAAAGGCAUAAAUGGCCUUUUCGCCGGUAUCAGUUAUAGAGUAACGUGGAUUAGUAUAGGUGGGUUUAUAUUUUUCGGAGUAUACGAGGAGGCAAAAUUAUUAGCAUUAAAUGCAUUGGAAUUUAUGACCAAAGAGAAAAGAAAAACGUUCGAUUGAUAGAACGUGUAAAUAUUUCUAGCAAAUAUGACUUAUAUCUAAACAAUUCUAUUGUAUAAAUUCUAUUUGAGAGAUCAAGAUCCAUGCCUAUUUUGCAUGUCAUUUAAUAUAAAUCAAUUGAAAUAAGAACGAUAAGAUAAAGAUAAUAAAAUCGACAUCGAUAUUGAACAACGAAA
This is a messenger RNA of Vespula pensylvanica (western yellowjacket), 1118 nucleotides long. Its product is annotated as S-adenosylmethionine mitochondrial carrier protein-like. NCBI's taxonomy places the organism in Eukaryota, Metazoa, Arthropoda, Insecta, Hymenoptera, Vespidae. Bases 88 to 942 code for a protein of 284 amino acids. Gene Ontology annotation, cellular component: mitochondrial inner membrane. Gene Ontology annotation, molecular function: S-adenosyl-L-methionine transmembrane transporter activity. The transcript is spliced from 6 exons. The record is from RefSeq and is a predicted model, not a curated record.